AUGCAGCGUAUGGGGUGCGCACAUGAGGCUCAUUCGCUUGUGUCUGCAACUAGCACAGUGAAUUUGCCUUCCUUUUUGCAGGAGCUAUCCUCCUGUGGGGAGGAUCAGGGAGGUGGCUUCAUUGGCCGUGGCUUGGGGACGUACCCGGAAUUGGGUUCCGUUGAGAGCGGCGGGGAGGAUUUAGAUGCUGUUACGGCCAUCGUAAAUAUCUCUUCUGACAUGACCUUCUCUUCAUCAGCUCUGUAG
Trypanosoma grayi is the source of this 246-nucleotide messenger RNA. RefSeq lists its product as hypothetical. The record is from RefSeq and is a predicted model, not a curated record. The coding region runs from base 1 to 246 and encodes 81 amino acids. NCBI's taxonomy places the organism in Eukaryota, Euglenozoa, Kinetoplastea, Trypanosomatida, Trypanosomatidae. The transcript has a single exon.